Apiotrichum porosum is the source of this 465-nucleotide messenger RNA. RefSeq lists its product as uncharacterized. Lineage: Eukaryota; Fungi; Basidiomycota; Tremellomycetes; Trichosporonales; Trichosporonaceae. Gene Ontology annotation, biological process: RNA splicing. The record is from RefSeq and is a predicted model, not a curated record. The transcript is spliced from 9 exons. Bases 1 to 465 code for a protein of 154 amino acids. Gene Ontology annotation, cellular component: exon-exon junction complex; nucleus.
AUGUCCACUCCCGCAGACCUUGAGAACGACCCCUUCUACCUCCGCUACUACACUGGACACCAGGGCAUGCAUGGCCACGAGUUCCUCGAGUUCGAGUACAGCAAUGGCCGCCUGCGUUACGCCAACAACUCCAACUACCGUAACGACUCGCUCAUCCGCAAAGAGUUGUACUUCAGCCCUGCGGUCGUCGAGGAGAUGAAGCGUAUCGUGCGCGAUAGCGAGAUCACAAAAGAAGACGAUGCGUCGUGGCCCAAGAAGAACGUUGUCGGUCGCCAAGAGCUCGAGAUCAGGAUAGACAAGGAGCACAUUUCCUUUGAGACUGCCAAGAUUGGCUCGCUCGCAGAUGUCAACGAGAGCUCGGACCCCGAAGGUCUCCGUGUGUUCUACUACUUGAUCCAGGACCUCAAGUGCUUCAUUUUCUCUCUGAUCACUAUGAACUUCAAGAUCAAGCCGAUUCAACAAUAA